Molecule: messenger RNA, 1728 nt
Organism: Lacerta agilis (Sand lizard)
Lineage: Eukaryota; Metazoa; Chordata; Lepidosauria; Squamata; Lacertidae
Gene: SLC31A1
Product: solute carrier family 31 member 1
Exons: 7
Coding region: 297-875 (192 amino acids)
Biological process (GO): copper ion transmembrane transport
Cellular component (GO): membrane
Molecular function (GO): copper ion transmembrane transporter activity
Source: RefSeq, a predicted model, not a curated record
GUGAGGUGGCGCCUCCGCUCGCCGGGCGAAGAAGGGACACGUCUGAGGAGGUCGAGGGAAGGAGAAGGCGAAGAAGGAGCAGUGUACAGAAAUCAUCAAUCUGCUGCCAGGAGUUGGAGCUUAUGCUUAGGUGUUCGGGAGCAGGGCUGAGCAAACAAACAACGGAUAAUUACAGUUGGUAUAGAUUGUAAAAUUUACACAGGAUAAGAGUUUUCUCUUCAGUUGUAAACUUUUGAAGUCAUCCAUAGUUAAGGCUUCUACAGCAUCCCCUGCCCUCUAGUUCCUUGGGGGUCAAAAUGUCCAACCAUCACAUGGCGCACAUGGGCCAUGAUAUGAAUAGCUCAACAACGCCCACCCCAGAUCCUCACGCACACCAUCAUGCCAUGACAUCAUCGGGGCAUAUACAUGACGGAGGGAUGAUGAUGAUGAUGGAUAUGACCUUCCACUUUAGUUAUAACAACGUGCCUUUGCUGUUUUCCGGGCUUGUCAUCAACACUGCUGGAGAAAUGGCUGGUGCAUUUGUGGCCAUUUUCCUCCUGGCCAUGUUCUACGAAGGCCUGAAGAUUGCCCGAGAGAGCCUCCUCCGGAAGUCGCAAGUCAGCAUCCGCUACAACUCCAUGCCAGUUCCUGGACCAAAUGGCACAGUCUUGAUGGAGACACACAAAACAGUUGGGCAACAGAUGCUGAGCUUCCCUCACCUCUUCCAAACCGCGCUGCACAUCGUCCAGGUGGUGGUCAGCUACUUCCUUAUGCUUAUCUUCAUGACCUACAAUGGCUACCUCUGCAUUGCCGUGGCAGCAGGCGCUGGGACAGGCUACUUCCUCUUCAGCUGGAAGAAGGCUGUGGUGGUGGAUAUCACAGAGCAUUGCCAUUAACACCAGGCAACGGGUCCAGGCCUUUCCCUACAGCCUCUGGCAGGGACCAGGUGCAGCCCCAGUAUUACUGGAAACCAGGCCAAGAACAUCCCAUGUGAUGCCCCCCCCCAACUUUCUGGGGAUGAAACCUGUGCCUCUCACUCCCCCCCCCCCCAUUUCCCCCUCCUUCCCAAUAAACAUGGGCUCCUGACUGGUGGAAAGAGUGCUGAUUGCCAGCUAAGAUAGCCUGCUUAGGAUGGUUGGCUUUAUAUGCUAGAUACAAUUAGUGUGCUUGAUUGUGCUUUUUUGUUUUUAGACUGUACCAUGAUUGAAAAUAGCUGGCAAGCUGACAGGAAAAUUAUUCCACGUACUUUUCAUAAUACUUUCAAGUAGCAUAUGCUCUCUCUUUUUUUUGCAGGGGUGGGGUGGACAGGGUGCAAGUGGAUGGCCAUACUCAAAUCAGUGGUAGCAUAAAGGUACAGAGAGCUUCAGUCAUUGUGCCAGUACUUCUUUCUGGUAAUAUAACAGAGGCCUGUGCCAUUUGCUUGGAGGCUCUUGAUCACUUGUUUCCUCAAUGUUUGAGUCUAGUAUUGUGCUCUUCUCCCAAACCCCCAAGCCAAGCAGUUUAUGCUGCCCUGGUUUUGGGCAGCCUGUUGCCUCUGGUCCAGGAACUGGUGCAGCACCUGCUUUCCAGAACAGCAGUGGGCCUCUACACAUCAGCCAGGGGUAAUAGGCCAACUGCUAGGAACAACACAUAGCUCAUGUGCAACUGGGACCUGCUGAUUUAACGAUGGGUUGUGCAAAAAUGAAUGCAAAUGAAACCAGUUUUCAAAGUAGCAAGUUCUAUUUUAAAUAAACUGAUGGAACAAAACAC